UUGUAAACAGUGAUACAAUUCCAAAGGAUUCCAGCCCGAAUAAUUAAAUACCUAAUACUGUACUGUGUGAUUCAUGGUAUGAAAUAUGAGUGAUUUAGCAUUUUAUUGUAUUGCAAGAGUACAUUUUGUGAGCGGUCCUGUCUGACCGUCCUCUCAGGAGAAUGAGUUUGACACACGCAUGCGCAGAUUGAUUGUAAAGCGGGCCUUGAAUCAUGUCGAGACACGGUCGAAACGGAGGAGACGCUAAGGUUUACGUCGGUAACCUGGGCACUGGUGCAGGGAAAGGAGAGCUAGAGCGGGCGUUUGGGUAUUAUGGACCCUUGAGAACAGUGUGGAUUGCUAGGAACCCACCAGGGUUUGCCUUUGUGGAGUUUGAAGACACCCGGGAUGCAGAAGAUGCGGUCCGUGGCCUUGACGGCAAGUUAAUUUCUGGAUCUCGAGUUCGAGUUGAAUUAUCUACAGGGAUGCCGCGGCGAUCUCGGUACGAGCGUGCGCCCACCAACCGGCCCUUUGACUCCAACGACAAGUGCUAUGAGUGUGGUGAGCGGGGGCACUAUGCCUACGACUGCCACCGCUACAGUCGACGCAGGAGGAGCAGGUCCCGGUCUCACACCAGGUCCGGUGGGAGGAGGUACUCUCGCUCUCGCAGCCGGGAUCGUGGCAGGAGAUCAAGAUCCUUCUCUCCACGCCGCUCUCGUUCUCCUAGAAGAUCUAGAGCCCUUACCCCCAAGAGAUCAAGAUCUCGAUCAAAGUACAGAUCAAGGUCUAGGUCACUUUCUCGUGCAAAGACCAGGUCUGGUUCCCCCACGAGGAGGUAUGCAGAAGUAUUGAGUCUGACCCCAAUUUUCUUCCCACCAUUCUCCUCUCUAAACGAGCUGUGGAACAGUUUGACAAUGCAUGAUAAGCAGCAAAAUGAGACAAUGAAAAUGUUGUCCAUCCAUACAGUUUAAACGGUCCACUCUACCUCGAGGAGUCCUCGUCGAGGUGACAGCUCGGAGAGAGAGGACUGAACUUUGAAGUUUUUUUUCUUUAUGUAAGCAUCGCUUGUGACUAAGUUCUUUGUUAACCCAUUGUAUUAUUUGAAAAUAUGUAGCUUGUUAAUUUCCUCUUGAGGCAUAUUACUGACAUUUCAAAAAGAAGCAAUGGGGACCCAGUUUGGAAUGCUUUUGUGUUUGUGUUUUAGAAAUAGUUGUUGGUUAAUAAAGUAUAUUUGAUUUAAAA
This is a messenger RNA of Salmo salar (Atlantic salmon), 1221 nucleotides long. RefSeq names its product serine/arginine-rich splicing factor 7. NCBI's taxonomy places the organism in Eukaryota, Metazoa, Chordata, Actinopteri, Salmoniformes, Salmonidae. Gene Ontology annotation, molecular function: RNA binding; zinc ion binding. The record is from RefSeq and is a predicted model, not a curated record.